Molecule: messenger RNA, 1404 nt
Organism: Cylindrotheca closterium
Lineage: Eukaryota; Bacillariophyta; Bacillariophyceae; Bacillariales; Bacillariaceae
Source: the annotation of a GenBank genome assembly
AUGGCUAACAGGACCAAAACUGGUAACUACAUGGAGGCCAACUUCCAAGCCCAUCCACUAGAAACGGGGACAUCCUUUGGAAUCUUGCAACAAGUCGACAACAACACGGCCAUCUUAGCUUCUGACACGUGGAUGAAACGAGUGUGGCAUGAACUUGAGGGUCUGGACGCGACUCCCCAGCCUUAUCACAUCACUGUAUGCACAGUGUCCGACAUUGUCACUGCUGAUGGCGGUUUAUUUGUCGUGCUGCUUGGAAUGGAAUCAGGGAUGAGUGCUGCCGCUGGCCAUACCAAUGGCCAAGGACCGUUCGCCCAAUCCGCCAACACUGGGACCUGUGGCAGACCACUUUAUCCCGAGCCCUGCUUGCCUCCAAUGGGCCACAUUACCCACUAUGACAUCCAUUUGGUCACUGGACUGAUCCUCUGGAGGACUGGAAUUGGUUGCUGUCACCCAAUACAGGCCUCUUCCACCGCCUUGGGGCAACCUGGAGACAUUUUUCUCCUGGGGGUUCUUCCACCACGUCACGUUGCUUUGCACCAUUGCCUUCACCUUCCUCCAAUCCGUGGUACUGGUCGUCCUUUGGAAAUGGCCCCUACCACCAGCCCAUCCAUCCUUCAAGCCUGGCAAACGGCUGCAGAGCUUUGCACGGACUACUAUGGGUGGGUUCCAGACAAGAUUGAGAUUCACGACGACAAAGCUACCUUAGUUGCUGCCCUGUUGGAAGGUCACCUUCGAGUGAUCAGCAAUGGGUCCUUCAAGAAUAAGUUAGGGACCGCAGCUCUUCAACUCCUGGUGAAGCAUGGAGGGUCAGACCGGAUCACCAUCCGUUGUCAGACCCUGGGUUUGCCCCAGGAUCAGAGCCCAUACCGCAGUGAAGUCAUUGGUCUGAUGGCCAGUAUCAUGGCAAUUUAUUGGCUCCUACAGCAAUGGGCCCCAAAUCUUUUGACAUGCCCCAGGGCGCGGAUUGCUUGUGACGGCCUCUCUGCCAUUGAGAUGACGUUUGAAGACCGCCUACUUUCUCCAACUGACGCUCAGUUUGACUUGGUGUCAUCCAUUCCGGAAGCUAUCCUCCGGUCCUCUGUUGGGAAGCUAUCCUCUGGUCCUCUGUUGAUUGGUUGCCCCAGCAUGUGUAUGGCCAUCUCCAAAAGUCUAAUCUAUUUGACAAAUUGUCUUGGUGGGAGAAAAGGAAUCUUGAAGUCGAUGGAAUGGCGCUUUACAUGGCAGACACCAAACAGUCACGUCUUGAUCCUCAGUUUUAUCCAAGAGUGCAUAACCCUUCCUGCCCUUUGCUUGCGCUGGAGGGACAAUGGUACUAUUUCCGCCGAAGCCAAGUCUGAGAUUGCCUGGGACACACUGGGUCGCGCCAUGCAAUCACUUCCUGCAGGACUACAAAGGCGCCUCUGA